Owenia fusiformis is the source of this 942-nucleotide messenger RNA. NCBI's taxonomy places the organism in Eukaryota, Metazoa, Annelida, Polychaeta, Sabellida, Oweniidae. The record is from the annotation of a GenBank genome assembly.
AUGGCUCAUCGAGGUUUAAAGCAAUUUGGAGAUGGCAUGGACAGAAUUGCUAUUCUGUCAUCUGAUGAAAUCCAAGACUGUAUUAUGAGAUUCGAAAGUAAUGGUGAGACUCCAUUUGACCCCCGGGAAGCUGUGGAAAAAUGUAUAGCAAAUAUCAUGUCUAGUUUGCUGGUGGGAGAACGCAUUGGCGAAAACUCAGAAGACUUCUCUUCAGUACACUUUAUGUUUAGCUUACACAGUGAAGAGUCUUUGAGUGUAUGUGAAGUGCUGCAACAACACUACGAACAAGGGGACCUCACAAAGGAUGAGGUCUAUGGCGUUAUGCAAGAUAUUCUUUUGGCUGGAAUCGUGACAACAUCAACAACUUUGAAAGCAUUUCUGUUGAUUUUGGUCAACAAACCUGACGUCCAGAAAAAAGUACAAGCUGAAAUUGAUGAUGUCAUUGGUGAUGGACGACUACCAACCUUUGCAGAUAGGCAUAAAAUGCCUUAUUCAGAAGCUGCAGUUUUGGAAAUUCUUUGCUACAGCACGACUACAACAUUGUCUAUCCCCCAUAAAACUCUUUGUGACACCAGUGUAGGUGGUUACAAAGUACCACGUGGAACAAUGGUUUGGAUGAAUCUUUGGGCAUUACACCACGAUGAGAAGUACUUUGAUGUGCCACAUGAGUUCAAGGUGGAAAGAUUCUUGGAUAACGAUGGCAAAUUGCUUUCAGCACAUGAACGAAAAUCAUUUCUACCAUUUGGAAUUGGUAAACGGGAGUGUUUAGGAGAAGCAAUGGCCAAAGUGAGAAUGUUCCUGUUUGUCACCAGUCUCCUACAAAAACUGGACAUUCUCCCCGAAGACAAGAACAACCCACCAGAUCCAGACCCAACCAAGUUUGUUCACGGAAUAACAAAUCUACCUGGGCCAUUCAACAUUGUUGUCAAGGAGAGAAAAUGA